Molecule: messenger RNA, 351 nt
Organism: Kuraishia capsulata CBS 1993
Lineage: Eukaryota; Fungi; Ascomycota; Pichiomycetes; Pichiales; Pichiaceae
Exons: 1
Coding region: 1-351 (116 amino acids)
Source: RefSeq, a predicted model, not a curated record
AUGUUUAGACCAGCAUUCAACACUUUCAGACAAUCCUACAGGAGGUACGCCUCGAUAACAACAGAUUCACACAAAAAUGCCAUCGAACUGUACUACAAGAUAAACAAAAAUCCAAAAUUAUACGAGGCCAUGAUGAAGACCUCUACGCUUCUUUUAUCUAAGGGAUUUGCCUCUAAUCCAGUGGAUCUUUCUUUGAACCAGAAACUACGGCUGCUCAACGAUACUGAGAUCCAGGACACGUUAAGAGAGUUCAAACAGCUGUUGAGCGAUGAGAAGAUAAAUAUUGAUUUAAAGGUGAUUGGAGACUUCUUUCAGUUCUUUGGCGACGAUAUAGUCUACGAGAUCAAAUAG